Messenger RNA from Medioppia subpectinata, 369 nucleotides. The record is from the annotation of a GenBank genome assembly. Lineage: Eukaryota; Metazoa; Arthropoda; Arachnida; Sarcoptiformes; Oppiidae.
AUGGAAAGAUGUAUAAUGAGUAACUGCGAGCGACUCAUUGAAUUGAUUGUACUUAAACUGAAUCAAGACUGGUUUCCGCUCUUGGAUCUGCUUUCAAUGGUCUUCUGUCCAUCCAAUAAAUUUCACUCAUUUACGAGCACUCGACCCGAAAUGAAUGUGCGAUCGCCGGACGAAGAAGUGUUUGCCAAAAGUCCGGACCCGCGGACGCCUCGGGGAUGGCUCGUAGACCUGAUUAACAAAUUUGGAAAAUCAGGCGGUUUUCGGAUAUUAUUAGAGCGUUUCGAAAGCGGGCCAACACUUACUGUUCCUCUAAUCGCCGCACUAUUGAAACCGUUUGGCUUUUGUUACGACUUAUUAACGCCGCAAACG